AUGCCGGUGCAGGAUGCCGUUGUGCCUAUGAAUGCGCAAAGAGUGACAAGGCUGCCCUGGAUCUAUAUCUUACCUCGCUACCCUAUCAACCUCGCGACGCCAACAGCAAUCGGCAUUUACGGCACCAACGGCCGCAGCCGCACUGACGGGCUUGUCAAAAGCCUCUUUAAGGGCGGAAGCUUCCCCGGACAGGGAUUUCGUGUGUGGGCGUGGUACAAGGUGAUGGUGGACAUUGAUUCAUUUGUCCGCAGCGAUUUGACAAGCAAGAAACAUUUAGCAGCGUUGGCGUGCUUCCUGCAGGCCCUCCCUACGCACAGCAAAGUUAUGGGCAACAAACAAUCAGCAGCGAGCUUGCGCAAGUCUGAUACUGUGCUACUGCACGAGACGGCUGGUACUUGUCCGGUGCGGCUGCACGGGGAGAGAGAACAAACGGAGCUCCUCGACUGCAGGCUGCUGGUCAAAGCACAGCCAAGAUGCGCCUGGCAUGAUGCUGCGUGGCCAAGCCGAUUCGUCGACGUUUUCAGAGCAUCACACGCCAAGACACCCAGCAAAGGAAGCCUCUCUUUUCUCGUUGAUGAUUUCUUUUUACUAGCUACCUUGAAUCGUCACAUGCAUAUUACCACCACUUAA
Molecule: messenger RNA, 630 nt
Organism: Akanthomyces muscarius
Lineage: Eukaryota; Fungi; Ascomycota; Sordariomycetes; Hypocreales; Cordycipitaceae
Exons: 13
Coding region: 1-630 (209 amino acids)
Source: RefSeq, a predicted model, not a curated record